This is a messenger RNA of Oncorhynchus nerka (sockeye salmon), 2112 nucleotides long. RefSeq names its product olfactory receptor 52E4-like. Gene Ontology annotation, biological process: G protein-coupled receptor signaling pathway; detection of chemical stimulus involved in sensory perception of smell. Gene Ontology annotation, molecular function: olfactory receptor activity; G protein-coupled receptor activity; odorant binding. Lineage: Eukaryota; Metazoa; Chordata; Actinopteri; Salmoniformes; Salmonidae. The record is from RefSeq and is a predicted model, not a curated record. Gene Ontology annotation, cellular component: membrane. The transcript has a single exon. The coding region runs from base 20 to 955 and encodes 311 amino acids.
GCCUUUCAUUGAUAACAGGAUGGACGACAACAUGUCAUUACCAAGCCAUAUCCUUCACAUCCAGGGUUUUCAAUUGCCACAGACAUUCAUGUAUCCAAUUUUUUUCUCCUUGCUGUUUGUCUAUCUCGCCCUCCUUGUGUCUAACAUUGGAGUCCUGGUCACCAUCAUCACAGAGAGAAGCUUGCACCAACCAAUGUACAUCCUCUUCUGUAACCUGUCUGUAAAUGAUCUGAUUGGCAACACUGUCUUGUUGCCUCGCCUCAUGGCUGACAUUGUUUCAACUGAGAGGUUUAUCACGUACAGCCAAUGUGUUGCUCAGGCCUUUUUCAGUCACACGUUUGGAUCAGCCUCACAUAUGAUACUGAUCAUUAUGGCCUUUGACAGGUAUGUGGCCAUAUGUUACCCGUUAAGGUACACGUCCAUAAUGACAACCAGAACGGUAGUUAGGCUGUCUGUGUCUGCUUGGGGGGCUUCCCUUGUGUUAGUGUCUGUCCUACUGGGUCUCACCAUGCGGCUUUCUCGUUGCAGUUCAAUCAUUCAGAAUGCUUACUGUGACAAUGCAUCAUUGUUCAAGCUGUCCUGUGAGAACGUUUCAAUCAACAACAUCUAUGGACUCUUUUUCACUGUGCUGCUCUUUACUUCAUCAAUGGGAAGCAUCGCUGUCACUUAUUUCAGGAUUGCUGUGAUUUGCUGGACCAAGAAGAGCAAAGAGCUGAACAACAGAGCGUUGCAGACCUGUGCAAGCCACCUGGUACUGUAUCUCAUUAUGCUGUGGAGUGGGUUUCUAACCAUCAUACUGCAUCGCUUUCCAGACUAUCCAUAUCUGAGAAAACUGGCUUACGUUCUAUUUCAUGUCGUCCCUGCUAAUUUGAAUCCAAUUAUCUACGGCUUGCAAACAAAGUCAUUGAAGCAGAAAAUUAUACAAAUACUCAGCCGGAAAGUUACACACUCUUAAUACAGAUAUUUGUUUGGCACUUUGUAAAUAAUAUUGACAGGCUUGUUGAUUAGUCUGGUAUCCCUAAAACCCUAAAACAAAAUGGAUUAGAAUUCACCACAUACCAUUCUUUAAAAGUGAUGUUUAAGGUACAUUUCAAAAAUGUUCUACUCCAUAUUCAUAAUCUUCAGCACCACCCCAACAUCAACAUAUGUUAAAAUGACACCUUUCUAUGUUUUGUAGAUAAGAUAAGUGUUUCCGGUGACAUAAUCUAGUCUGUUUCGUGAUUUUAACCAAUUAUGUGCAGGCAAUGAGCAGGCAAUGUUCGGGAGUAAAUUGCAAUAUUUCCCUUUAAAGGUUAUGUCUUGCCAUUUACACAUUUUGAUGUUGGAGAUUAUGAAUAUGAAAUAGAAAAAUUGUGAAAUCACCCUUUAAAGGUGAUGUUCUGUAAGAUAUUAGGAAGUAUGAAUGAGGGAACUGUAAAGGUGAUGAUGAGCACACAUUGUUUAACAGGCUUUCCUGUCUGUGCCUAGUCAUUACCUGACUGCCAGUCAAAAUUGUAUCUCUAUAGAGACCUCUAGUGUCUGUUAGCUGAAAAUUCAGAGGGACGUCUGAGAUGCUCAAUUCCAAGAUUGAAGGUCUGCAAUACUGCUGGUUUUCAGGUGAAUUGAGAGAUUGCCCUUGAUGGCCAGAGAUUUCACUCACCUGUAGCUGAUUCAAUCUACAGAGUCAACCUGAAACUGAUUCACUCUAUAGAGUCAACCUGUAACUAAUUCACUCUAUUGUCAACCUGUACCUGAUUCUGGUGCCCCAGGUCUGAAUGAAAAACAGCCUGGAAUUGAGACAGUAAAGAGAUAUACACUGAGUGUUCCAACAUUUAUACUGGCACAGACUGAUCAGGUGAAUCCAGGUGAAACUAUGAUCCCUUAUUGAUGUCACCACUUGUUAAAAAACCUCUCUAGGGUAUGUGGGACGCUAGCGUCCCAUCUGACCAACAUCCAGUGAGAUUGCAGAGCGCCAAAUUCAAAUACAGAAAUACUCAUUAUAAAAAUUCAGAAAACAAAACAUAUUUUACAUAGGUUUAAAGAUGAACUUCUUGUUAAUCCAACCACGGUGUCAGAUUUACCGAUUAUUUGAGAACAUAGCAGACAAAUCAUUACAAACAGUAGCCAGCCAAG